This is a messenger RNA of Annulohypoxylon truncatum, 828 nucleotides long. RefSeq names its product Mago nashi protein. Lineage: Eukaryota; Fungi; Ascomycota; Sordariomycetes; Xylariales; Hypoxylaceae. Bases 150 to 617 code for a protein of 155 amino acids. Gene Ontology annotation, cellular component: nucleus; exon-exon junction complex. Gene Ontology annotation, biological process: RNA splicing. The record is from RefSeq and is a predicted model, not a curated record. The transcript is spliced from 5 exons. Gene Ontology annotation, molecular function: ATP binding.
GUCGCAACAAUUAACAAUCCGAAAAUCAGAGACGUCUCGGAAAGAAAUUAGCACCGUCGCCAAUUCGACAAAGAGGUAAUCGCGGGUCCGAACACACCUUUUUCAUACGCAAACAAGAAACACCUGCGACAUCCCGAUUCAUUGCCAAUAUGGCUACGGCUGGAGAACCUUUCUACAUCCGAUACUACUCGGGUCACUCUGGUCGAUUCGGUCAUGAAUUCCUUGAGUUCGACUUCCGAGUCGUCGGCGACGGCAGAAGCGCCGUGGCGCGAUACGCCAACAACUCGAACUACCGAAACGACAGUCUGAUCCGCAAAGAGAUGUGCGUCAGUUCGCUGGUGGUGGACGAGAUCAAGCGCAUUGUCAAGACGAGCGAGAUCAUGAAAGAAGAUGACGCGAAGUGGCCUCAGAAGAACAAGGACGGACGACAGGAGCUGGAGAUCCGACUGGGUAAUGACCAUAUAUCCUUCGAGACAGCAAAGAUUGGAUCACUCAUCGAUGUGACCGAGUCGGCAGACCCUGAAGGACUAAGAGUGUUCUACUAUCUAGUGCAGGACCUCAAGGCGCUCGUCUUCAGCUUAACGUCACUCCAUUUCAAGAUCAAGCCCAUCUCGUGAGGAGAAAGGGAAGGGAGAUGCGCAGAUGCGUAAAUUUAUGAUCAUCAUUAUGUACACUCGGAGUACGGCCUUGACCUCCUAACUGCAAUAUACCCCCUGGUCGCAAAGUCGUGAAAUGCCACUAUUCUCGUCAUGAACAUCAUGUCCCCGAAUCGGAGACAGUUAGGGUUAAAUCUCCAUCUGAUAGACUUUUCCCGAUUUCGAUUUCCGU